AUGCAUCAAGUGCAUCUCAUGAGCCAUGAAAAUGUUAUAGAUACGUUCAAGAUGCGCAAAAGCGUUUUUCAGCAACCACUUUCCGUAGCAGAGCUGGUUAUCUCGAUGGCUGAAAGUGCCAUUAACAGGCAACGCAUAAAUGUCUCUACUCUGAAGGGAAGACCAGCAGUGGCUGAAAGUGCCAUUAACAGGCAACGCAUAAAUGUCUCUACUCUGAAGGGAAGACCAGCAGAUAUAGUAUAUCAACUGGCAAUACGAUUUCAUUGUCGCUUUAAUGGCGGUCUCUUCGGUGGCGGUUUUAAUGGUGGCGGAAUCCAUGGUGGUGGAAUUCAUGGUGGCGGUAUCCAUGGUGGAAUCCACGGUGGUAGUGGUAUCAUCGGCAGUGGAAUCUCCAAUGGCCCAAGCCAGUGCAGAUAUUGGUGCAAGACUCCAGAGGGUCAAGCCUACUGCUGCGAGACGGUGCAUGAACCAGAGACACCUGUUGGUACCAAGCCACUCACUUGCCCUCAAGUCCGUCCAACAUGCCCACGUUUCCAUGGGCCCCCCACUACCUGUUCCAACGAUUACAAGUGUGCUGGCCUCGAUAAGUGUUGCUUCGACAGGUGUUUGGGAGAACACGUAUGCAAACCUCCCUCCUUUUUCAAUAACCAUUUCCCCUUUUAAAGAUGGUUAUUGCUAAUAAAUAGCCAUCGGUUUUCCGGUUGAUAACGGAAAAUAGGAAAUCUGUGAUGUGUAGAUAUUUAUUUUUGAAUAAUAAAUCUUUAUAUAUGAAUA
Molecule: messenger RNA, 774 nt
Organism: Penaeus indicus
Lineage: Eukaryota; Metazoa; Arthropoda; Malacostraca; Decapoda; Penaeidae
Exons: 6
Coding region: 1-663 (220 amino acids)
Cellular component (GO): extracellular region
Molecular function (GO): peptidase inhibitor activity
Source: RefSeq, a predicted model, not a curated record